AUGCCUCCCUUCAUACCCGUCAAACGAUCGCUAUCUCCUGAAUCCGGCCAGCAGGCAGCUCCGCCUGCCAAACGCCAGUCUACCAAACGGCAAAAAGUGACCAACCCUUUAGAAAGCGCAGCUUCGUCCUCGAGUGAGGAAGACCAAAGCGAGCCAGAAUGGGAGGAUGUCAAUAAUGGAGCCCCGAAAUCAAAUCAAAAUGGCGAUGACGAUGAUGACGACGAGGACGACGAGGGAGAUGAGGAUGAGAUUGACUGGGAAGAUGCCAUGGCUUCGACAGCAACUGUCACUACCACUCCAGGUGGGACCCUGGCUCCGAUUGGAGAUCUUGAAUUGACCCUGGAUGCACUGGGGGAUGUGCAAGAGCCGACUCUUCUCGAUACAAAGAAAGGACCGUCCAAGAUCGAGCGCGCAAUUAGGCUGAAUACCCAUCGUCUGCACGUCCAGUGUCUGCUCUUCCACAAUGCCCUUCGAAAUGCGUGGAUAAACGAUUCAAAGACCCACGACAUACUACGCAAUCAGCUACCGGAAGGGAUCAAAAAGGAGGUACAGAGAUGGCGUGUCGCCUCUGGUUUGGAAGCCCCGCCGCAAGAUACAAAGACCAAGACCAAGGGUGAUAGGAAGGGAAAGAAGAGACAGACACAAUCUUCUACAAAAGACUGGGGUGAUUCGGCGGAACGCUUGGAACCCGGUCAGCCGGAUAUGAGCCAUGGUGAUCCAAUCCUUCAGCUACUACGAAUACUAGCUGCAUACUGGGGAAAGAAUUUCAAAAUCACAGCCCCGGGGCUCCGCAAACACGGUUACCGCAGUGCCAAAAACGUGGAACAAAUACUGGCAUCCUACAAGAAUGCAGAAAUUGAUCCGACGUUGCAUGGGGAACGAGUUCCCAACAGGGAUGAGUUUCGUGCGUUAGCGGACAAACGCCAGGGGUCUCGUGAUGUGGCUGCACAGUUAUUUACUGCCCUUCUGCGCGCCCUAGGUAUCGAAGCCCGGCUUGUUUCGAACCUGCAGCCCCUGGGAUUUGGCUGGAGCAAGGCUGAAGUUAACACCUCUGACCUUCUGAAACAAGAAUCCAAGGCACAGAAAGACACGACUGACAGUAAUGAGGAGAGCGAGGGUGAUAGGGAAGAGGAAACUACAUCCAGGAAGCGUACCUCAAAAGGGAAAGGUUAUGACCGUGAUCUCCCAUUCCCAGUCUACUGGACAGAGGCUGUGUCGCCUGUGACUCACCAUGUCAUUCCCGUGGACGCUAUGGUUCUGGCUAAUCAAGUGGCUGCAACACCCGAGAUGGUUGCUGCCUUUGAACCUCGAGGCGCCCGAGCUGAUAAGGCGAAGCAGGUCAUUGCCUACGUUGUUGCACAUUCGUCCGACGGCACAGCCAAGGAUGUGACGACACGCUAUCUCAAACGACAGACGUGGCCUGGAAAAACAAAAGGGUACCGUCUACCACCAGAGAAACUCCUUGGGAGGUUUGCUAAAGGUGGCCCCGUUUUUAAAUUCGACUAUGACUGGUUCAAAAUGACGAUGAAGGGCUAUGAACGCCCCGCAAAUAAGCGUACAGUUGCCGAUGACAUCGAAGAUGCCAAGGACCUCGUUUCAAAUCAGCCGGAAAAGAAGGCCGUUAAGAAGGAAGGAGACACUUUACAAAGCUUGAAGGCAUCUACCGAGUUCGUUCUAGAGCGUUUUCUCCGCCGUGAGGAAGCACUACGACCCGGCGCUCAAGUCGUACGAAAAUUCUCUUCGGGGAAAGGUGCCAAAGCCAAGGAAGAGGACGUGUACCGCCGUUCUGACGUAUUGAGGUGCCUGUCCGCGGAAAGCUGGCACAAGGAGGGCCGUCGACCGAAAAUAGGCGAAGCGCCACUGAAGCGAGUCCCCAUUCGCGCUGUUACUUUGAUGAGGAAACGAGAAGUGGACGAACUUCAUCGUCAGACAGGUCAAAAACCACUACAAGGGCUGUAUGCUCAAGACCAGACGGAGUACAUUAUCCCGCCACCGAUUCAAAAUGGAGUAAUUCCCAAGAAUGGAUAUGGGAACAUUGACUGUUUCGUCCCGAGUAUGGUACCUCGUGGUGCAGUUCAUAUCCCGUUCCGAGGAACAGUGCGUAUAUGCAAAAAGCUGGGAAUCGAUUUUGCCGAGGCUGUGGCUGGGUUUGAGUUUGGCAGUAAAAUGGCCGUUCCAGUCAUUGAGGGCGUCGUCGUCGCCGAAGAGAACGGCGAUUUGUUGAAGGACGCUUGGCGAGCAGAUCAAGAGGUCCGGCGCGAAAAAGAGCGACUGGCCCAGGAAAAGCGUAUCCUACAAACAUGGCGCAAGUUUUUGAUGGGCUUGCGAAUCACGGAGCGUGUUCGUGCAGAGUAUGGUGACGAUGGGGACGCGGAAAUUGACAAUCCGUUUCAACGCAGGGGUCAGAACAUCCAGCCGGCUGAGGCUUCAGAAACUGUUCAGCAGGCACACGACCACGAAGAAUCAGAUGAAGACCAUCAUGACGAUGCUGAUAACGUCGAUCAGGGCGGUGGAUUCUUGCUGCCUGGGGAAGAUGACGGGGAAGACAAUCUCAUUUUCGAUCACGGGGAGAAUUCCACUCGACAGUCUGUCAUCGUACCCAACUAUCACGAGUCUGAGAUGAGUGGAGUUGAAGUUUCCGGUGACAAUGCAGAGGAAGACGAAGAAGAAGAAGAAGAGGAAGAGGUCUAUAAGCCAGCCCCUCGUACCAGUGGUCGUAGACGUAGACGUGGAGGGUGA
Molecule: messenger RNA, 2739 nt
Organism: Talaromyces rugulosus
Lineage: Eukaryota; Fungi; Ascomycota; Eurotiomycetes; Eurotiales; Trichocomaceae
Exons: 1
Coding region: 1-2739 (912 amino acids)
Biological process (GO): nucleotide-excision repair; mismatch repair
Cellular component (GO): nucleotide-excision repair factor 2 complex; cytoplasm; nucleus
Molecular function (GO): damaged DNA binding; single-stranded DNA binding
Source: RefSeq, a predicted model, not a curated record